Papaver somniferum (opium poppy) is the source of this 1443-nucleotide messenger RNA. RefSeq lists its product as uncharacterized. The coding region runs from base 1 to 1443 and encodes 480 amino acids. The transcript has 3 exons. The record is from RefSeq and is a predicted model, not a curated record. Lineage: Eukaryota; Viridiplantae; Streptophyta; Magnoliopsida; Ranunculales; Papaveraceae.
AUGGAAGAAGUACUAAGUAAGAAGCUUACUCAGUUGGUGAAUGAAGGAAAGAUAUCUCCAACGGUCAUCAGGAAGGGGAUAAGGCCAACUCAUCUAUUUUUUCCGGAUGAUGUUUUCAUGUUUUGCAAUGGAGGGAAAAAAACUCUACAAAAACUUCUGCAGCUAUUAGAUGAAUAUCAAAAAUGCUCUGGACAGAUAAUUAACAAUAAUAAGAGUAAACUAUUUAUUGAUGGUACAAAUGAUUCAAGGAAAUCUUUGAUUCAAGAUAUAAUUCAAAUGGAGAGAAGUGAUUUUCCUGACAAAUAUCUGGGUGUCAUAUUAUCAGCUGACAGAGUUAAAACCUCAAUAGUUUGGCCAAUGGUCGAAAUGUUACAAAGUAAGCUUGCAGCUUGGAAGGGGAUAAUAUUGUAUUUUCAAGAAAGAUUAGUGCUUAUAAAGUGGCCUAGCUAUCCCAAGACUUGCAGUAAUAAACAUGGCAUUUUUGAUGAAGAUGAUGUGGAAAAUCAUGCACUCGAAGAUUGGGCAGCUUUCUUCAAGGCAAAGUACAUGGAUAAAAAUGGCCAAUGGAGUAAUGCAUGGAAAUUAUCUACUGCGUGGACAUUGGAAAGUGGAAAUGGUGAAGACAUAUCAGUAUGGCAUGAAGUUUGGAUAAGGGACACUCCUCUAGUGGAUAAAAUGGGAUCUUCUCAGUUCUUCCUAAAUAACAAAAUGAUGAAGCUAGCUGAUAUUUUAAAUGAAGGUACAUGGUCUAUACCAAGUGAAAUUCAAGUAAUAUUAAUGAAUCAAAAACUUCCUGAAAUAUAUAGAGAUGAAGAUGAAGUAAUCUGGAAUGGAGAUAUUAAAGGCACACCUACUAUGCCAGAUGCAACGAAUAAGCUCAGACAUAAAGAACCUAAGAAGCAUUGGUCAAGGUAUGUAUGGAAUAACUUUUUACAUCCAAGUAUUUCAAGUAACAUUUGGAAGUUGGUGCAAGGAUCAUAUAUUGAUGAUGCUAUUAUGGUAAGUAACGGAUAUGAACUAGCAUCUAGAUGCUGUGUGUGUGAGAAAGAACAAGAUAGUAUGAACCAUCUACUGUGGGAAUGUUCUGUCAGUGUGGAGAUAUGGGAAUAUGGAUUUGCUGUAUUCAAUUUCAAGGCUCCUGAAUCCUUUGAAGAAGUUUGGAGAUGUGCUAAAAACAAGAGUCCUCUUAUACAAGAAAUCUGGAUUAUUGCCUCUUGUGCUAUUCUCAAACAAAAAAAAUGGUUCCAGAAAAAUAGAAAAUACUUUGAAGAAAUCAAACCAAAUGCUCAGGGAGCAACUGGUUUUGGAGUGGUUAUCAUGGAUGAAUAUUAUCAAGUGAUAGGUACUCUAUGUGGAGGCCUUGGAAUUGCAACAAAUUACAUUGCAGUAAACUAUGCAGUGUUAUGUGCAGCUGAAUUGGCAAUGGAAUGGGGAUUAUCAUGA